UUGCUGCAGGCAGGAGCGAAUGUAAAUUAUGUCGACGAUGAGACUGGUGGUUCCCAGCCGAUCCACUUUGCCAGCAUGGUAGAUCGGCAAGACAUCCUCGAGUAUCUCCUUAUGAAUGGAGCAGAUGUGAAUGCAAGCACGUUCUACAAGGUUUCCCCCCUUCACUUCGCUGCCAACAGCGGACAGGUCCUCAACUGUGAAUCGCUUGUGAGGUUCGGCGGGCACAUCAAUGCAGUUUGCGAUCAUGGCAGGACCCCUCUGCACGAGGCUGCUUUCCAAGGGUACAAUUACACUUGUGCGAAGCUGCUGCAGUUGGGAGCGGACCCCUGGAUACGUAGUAUCCAGAAUGACACCGCGCUCAACUUCGCCGAGCGACGGUUUCAAUGUGAGACUUCCAUGCUACUG
This is a messenger RNA of Guillardia theta CCMP2712, 405 nucleotides long. RefSeq lists its product as hypothetical. The record is from RefSeq and is a predicted model, not a curated record. Lineage: Eukaryota; Cryptophyceae; Pyrenomonadales; Geminigeraceae. Gene Ontology annotation, molecular function: protein binding. The annotation marks the transcript as partial. The transcript has a single exon.